Molecule: messenger RNA, 1901 nt
Organism: Catharus ustulatus (Swainson's thrush)
Lineage: Eukaryota; Metazoa; Chordata; Aves; Passeriformes; Turdidae
Product: transcription cofactor HES-6-like
Exons: 4
Coding region: 275-1117 (280 amino acids)
Biological process (GO): regulation of neurogenesis; anterior/posterior pattern specification; regulation of transcription by RNA polymerase II
Cellular component (GO): nucleus
Molecular function (GO): protein dimerization activity; RNA polymerase II cis-regulatory region sequence-specific DNA binding; DNA-binding transcription factor activity, RNA polymerase II-specific
Source: RefSeq, a predicted model, not a curated record
CCCGGCUAUUGUGUCCCUCCCUGGGAAUCUGUGCAAAUUGAACGAGGAGCCGUGCAAGCUGCUGCGAGCUCGCCCAUUUUCCUUCCCUUCGUCUAGAACAAAAGAUCCCUCCAGAGCCCAGCGACGGAGGCUGGACAUCUGUCGCCAUUUGGGGGGGCCGGCGUGGUCAUUGAAAAGAAGCAGUGACCUGUCAGCUUUGAUUGAUGGCCACAAACCUCCGGGCUCGACCCCUCGUGUGGGAAAAGAAGUCCCGCCAAGGAAAGCUGCCUUUCAGAUGCUAAUUUGGGGUUAUAAAUACAGCCGAGGAGGAGCAGCGGAGCAGCAAAGAGCCCGUCUGGAAGGGGAGCUAGCCAGUGCCCGAGCGCCUCCUCCCCAUCCCUUCCCAUCCUGUCCCAUCCCGUCCUGCCGUAGCCGGGCCGGCUGCUGGAUCAGGAUGACGGCCGCGGCCACCACCAGCACGCACAAGGUCGCCAGCACCAAGGAGGAGAGGAAGUUAAGGAAACCCCUCAUUGAGCGGAAGCGAAGGGAAAGGAUUAAUAACUGCUUAGACCAGCUGAAGGAGACUGUUGUGGGUGCAUUUCACCUGGAUCAGUCUAAACUGGAAAAAGCAGACAUCCUGGAAAUGACAGUGAAGCACCUCCAGAACAUCCAGAGCAGCAAGAUGAUGGCUGACUCCAAGGUGGGUCUGGAAGCCCAGCAGAGGUACAGCACCGGCUACAUCCAGUGCAUGCACGAGGUGCACAACCUGCUGCUCACCUGCGAGUGGAUGGACAAGACCCUCGGGGCGCGCCUGCUGAACCACCUGCUCAAGUCCCUGCCCAGGUCUGGUGAAGACACCUGCAAAGCAGCACUGAGGUCUCUGAGCCCGCCCCUGCAGCCUCUCCUGACACAGAAAAGUGCCCUGAGCCCUAAGGGCGGCAGCACUCGAGGCACAAACCCGUCACAGGAGCGCCUCUGCCCUGCGGAGAGCAAGCAAGCUUCCAAAAAUUCCUUCCAGCUGCCCUCGCUGUCGGUUUUCAACCAGGUUGAUGCUGCACCUCCCAGACAGGUUCUGCAGCCAAAUUUUUCCCAUAACAACCCCAGAAUGGGGUCAUUAGAUAUGUGGAGACCGUGGUAAAGUGUGCUUUCAAUUUUUGUCCUAACCUUAGACACUCUCACAUAUGUAUCUUAUAGAUAUGUUUCUAUAAAACACUUGUGGAGCAAAUCUGUUCCUGUAGGUGUACUAAAGACCUGGGUACUUCAAGCCGAAGUAAACCUAUGUGUAGCCUGCAUUGUAGAAGGCUGCUAUUAUUUUUUAUUUAUUUAAUACAUCUAAAUUAUUGUAUAGAAUCCUCUCAUGCUCUUUAGUGUAUAAUAAUUAAAUAGUUUUCUUGUCUUGCAUUCUAAAAUAAUUAACUUUCUAUUAAUAAAAAUACAAGACAACAAGCAACGGCUUUCUCUGGCAUCAAACUUACCUUCAGAUCUCACAUAAGCCAUUGAGAUAUCUGUUGGAUAAAAGGGUAAGCGACUGGCCUCUUCUGCUUUCUAUUUUUAUUAUCAUCCCUGUGCAGUGUAGGACAUUCCAGUGUUGAGUUCCCAUAAAAAUGCUGCAAUGAUUAGAAGGAGGGAAAAAAACAAAAGAGAAAGAGAUAAAAGGAGAAAGUCUGGACUUUUAGUCUGUUUGGAAAUGCUCUCUGGAUUGCUCACUCUGGCUGUGCUGUUCCCAGUCACGCUGACAUCCUGACAUUGCUCUUAAGCGUGUGAGUACAUGCGUGUGUUUAUAUAUGUUGCAUAUAGCUAUAUUUAGGGAUUUUCUUUGUUUCCACAACUGAAAGUUCUAAAUAAACCUUUUGAAGAUAACGACUAAGAUAAGCUUUCUCCCAGCCUUGUCCCAUGUGCUCUGAAUAAAGAGUGUUUGAGCA